AACUCGGUGCACGCGCACACACGCGACGCACGCAACGCACGCAUAUCUCGCGUCACGACUACGUUUCCUACAGUUUUGGAAACAGACCGAUCGGAGCAAUUCUUCUUUCAGUUGUGUCUCUCGCGCAAUAGAUUAAUCUCUUCAUCGGGAUUGCACGUUCGCGAAUCCGGAAGACGCUCUUGAUUGAUUAAUUGGAUUGUCUCUUGAAAAAUCUUGUAUAGUUUGUCGUAACAAAUGCGCAGAUUUCAGCAGGCUAAUAAAAGUAUUUGUCAAAAUUUGACUCGAAUAAUUGCAAUGAUCUAACGCGACAAUCAAGUGAUAGUGCGAUUUAAAAGAAAACAGUGCCAAUAGGCUGUAACAGUGUAUUGACAGUUUAAAAUUGAUAAAACGCUGAUAAAAGUCUCGUCGCAAAAGUGAUCAAUUGUGCUACGUGUGACGGGAAACCGCGAUAAGUCUUUAAACACAAACUCUCAAAACAAACAUGAGUCGAAAGGAACCAAUCCAGUGAAUGGUUAAAGACUGAGCUGAUAAAUGUAAUCACUUGUGGUCUUUUAUGCGGCACGCACAAUUGUGGCAGGAUAAAGACGGAGGCGUGCCAAUGUCUAGGAAUUAUUUCUUAGAACUUUCGUCACGUCUGUUUCAUGCUUGAAUAAUCAGUCAGCGAACAAUAAAAGGUCAAAGUUUCAAACCCAUUUGAACAAAUAAUUUAUCAUUUUACCAUUGUAUAAUUGUGCAAAAGUGAGAGGGGGAACGAAGUCUUAUAUAAAAAAUAAUUAAUAAUUAAACGUGCAAAAGGAAAAGGAGAAAAAGGAAAGCGGAAAUGGUCGGCGGCUUCGCUCUUACGCGCGGCAAUUAUGUUAAGUGGCCAAUUAGCAAUUAACCGGGGAGCUGAGCCGAGCGGCCCCUUAAUUGCUUGGGAAGAAGGUGGUAGCGAAGGUGGAGCGACCGAGUGAACGGGAGGAAGUGCAAGGUGCCCACGCAUCCCAGUAUCGGUUUCACGCAUCAUUUAUGUUAGAUUUUUCUUGGAUGAUUUCUGCCAACCGAUUCACUAAACUGUUUUGGAACAUUUGCACGAUUUGAAGGUUUCCAUUCAAUUUGUAGAUCGAAUAAAUCUCUGAUGAGUUUAUUAAAACGCUAAGGGUACUCAUGUUCUUGCCGGAAACGAGCGAGAUUUUUUGACCCAACGAAAAAUUAAUUGCAGCAUUCUAGAUAAGCGUCAAGAAUGUCAAGUAAUUACGUGCUCGUCGCACAGGUAGAAGAGGAGAAGUGAUUCAGAGAUCGAGUCUAUCUGGAAUUACAGUGAAGUGAAAUUGAAUUAGUGAGGGCACGAUCUUCUUGGCGUAAACUACGUCGUCACCGUCGGCAAGAUUCUGUCUCCCAGGUACCGGGCGAGUCCUGGGGUGGCGACAGAGGCACCUGCAGGUGCCCGUAGCCCGAAGGAACCACCUGCGUCUACCGUGAUGACGGUCCAUCACCAGCAGAACCACCACGUGGCCGCUCUCAGUGGCGUUGCCGUGGCCAAUAACGGCCUGAAUCUCAGCAGGAUGUCCGGCCUGGAGGCGCAUCGGCUAGAAAACAUGGUCGAUCGAAACGGCGUCGCUAUCGAACGUCUCUCCAACGGAUUGGACUCGCGCAAUAACAAUCUAAACAACAACAACAAUAACAAUAAUAACAACGGACUGGAAAGAGGCGACGCCUCGACGACGAUGCCGCAGAGAUCGAGGUUCAUGAUCACCGACAUCCUGGGCGGCGCGUCCAGCAAGGUGCAUCAGUCCGGUCUGCCUAGCCAGGAUCCACCCGGAAGUCCACCCUCAACGCCACGGGACCUCAGUGUCAGGCACCAGUCCAGAACGUCCUUGAGCACCAGUAAUCUAGACGAGGACAGCGACGCCAGCCACCACGACGGCGCUUCCGUUACAUCCAAUGGUGGCAAGGAGGAUGAUCCUAAAAGCUCGUCCUCGAGUUCCCUGGGCUCCGCACAAAGUAAGAAGCAGCGUAAAGCGCGCACGGCGUUCACGGAUCACCAGCUUCAAACUCUGGAGAAGAGCUUCGAGAGGCAAAAGUACCUAAGCGUGCAGGACAGGAUGGAGUUGGCGGCGAAACUGCAGCUGACGGACACGCAAGUGAAAACGUGGUACCAAAACAGAAGAACAAAAUGGAAACGACAAACGAUCGUGGGCUUCGAGAUCAUGGCUGAGAACAAUUUCGCCGUCGCCGCCUUUCAGCAGUUGUACGGCAGUGGCGCCGCAACUAUUCCCGCGCAUCCCGCGGCAGGGCGUUACUGGCAAUAUGCCCCUAGCGCGCACACAUUGCCCGCGAACGGAUUCUUCUAUCAGCAAGCGUCGGCCGCAGCGACUCUGCAGAAACCGCUCCCUUAUCGCCUGUAUCCGCCCACGAUGAUCCUAGCCGGGCCGAGCAAUCCUCUCGGCUCGUUGACGGCGAGCUCCAGCUUGUCGUCCCUCAGCAACUAUUAUAGGGACAGCCCGGAGAUAAUCGACGGCCGGGAGUCGACGCGAAAAAGGGAUAGGAGCAAAAGUCCGGAAUCGAGGGACCGAUCGCCGCCUAGGAAGCAGGCAAGACUGUAUCCGCUGUCGAUGAUGCAGGCAGGUCCCAGCAAUCCUCUCGGCACCCUGACGGCGACGUCAAAUCUCUCCAACAUGAAUAACUACUACAGGGGCAGCCCGGAAGAGCUGGUGGAGGGCAGAGAGAACGUGGACAGGUCGAGGAAGCAAGAGAGGAGCAAGAGCCCGGACUCUAGGGACAGAUCACCCCUAAGAAAGGACACCAGAGCUUAUCCCCCCGCUAUGAUUCAAGCGGGUCCCAGCAACCCUCUUGGCUCCCUCGCGGCCAGCUCAAAUUUAUCGAAUUUGAACAACUAUUACCGAGAUAGUCCGGAGAUAGUGGACGGACGGGAAGGUAUGAACCGGACGCAACAGCGGGACAGAAGCCAGAGCCAGGAUAGAUCGCCCGUCCAGAGAGAGGACAGUCCUCGGAGUGUGAGGGCCGACAGCGAUGACGAGAGCAUACACGAUAUCUAGGACAUGGAGAACCCUAAUAUCGCCGAUGGCACAUCUGGAAUACUGCAUGACGGCGACGGGAAAGAGGACGAAUGUAUCUUGCGGAAAAAUUAAGAAAUGGAGCUAUACAAUUUCCUUGCAAAAGAUUCCAAAAGGAUACUUUUGGAGAAUUGAUUGAGUCGAAGAGAAUAUUAGAAGGAAGUAUGAUAAAAAAUCAAGUGAUUCGAGCAGCUAGUGAGAUCUAAAGCAGAAUUUAAAAGAAAUAAUUGAUGCAAUGAUGAAAACUCAUCACGAGAAGUUGACACAAAUAAUUAAAGUUAAGCCAUCAAUUUCGUUAAGCCAGUUAAGUUUCGUUCAACCCUCAAUCCCGAACGAGAUAACGAAAUCGCUCAAACUUCAGCAGCUAACAGUUUGUAAAUAGAAAUCAACGUGGCAGAUGUAUAAUCAAAACGAUUUUUUGAUCCUGGAAAAUUGAUUGAUAACGGAACCGUUGAAGGCUCGAGCGGUGUAUAUAUAUAUAUAUAUAUAUAUAUAUAUAUAUAUAUAUAUAUAUAUAUAUAUAUACCCUUGAGAAUUUUUGUACUUGACAGUCGAAAUCGUGCAGCUAUCACGAAUUAUAAUCGAAUGCAAUCAACGUAACGAGACUUUAGAGAAAAGCUAUUGAGAUAUGUACCAAGCUUCAAGAAAAAAAAAGAGACGAUGGGUAGAAAUUAUUCGACAUCAUUGUCGCAGUCAUUUUGAAAUUUAAAGGAGGUAACAUCUCCGAAGAAGAGUUCUGGAUUCGCGAAGAUUCUGUCAAGCCAAGUCAACGAAAUUGGAUGCAAGAGAAACGCACGGCGGCCGAUUAUUUCGUGAGGUAGAACAGGAAGUGACAUGGCACGGGACGUCCGGGAUUUUGUAGAUAAUGAGAGCGAACAGGAAAUAUCGUGCGGUUAACCGAACUUCGUGAUUUGAGCGUUCAGUGAAUGGCGGGUUUUACUGUGAAACAAUACAUUUAUUCAACGUCGAUGUGCGCAAUCAGUGUGUAGAACGAAUGAAAGUAAAAAUCCCGAAACGUUGUCCUUCGGACUAAUGGAGACUCACAUUACGCUCAUUCAUUCAUUAUAUAUUUGUUCAUUAUUUUAUUCCUACGUAUGGAAUAUACGAUUGCCGGAAGGGGAGUUUAAAAUGUAUUUAUUUUCCAAUACACUUUUAUAAAGUGAAAUUAUUUAUAUUUACGCAGUGUUUUAUAUUUCGAUCACACAAUUAUCGUUGAUUAUUACUGUGAUAAUUAUUAUUUAAUUCGGAGAGAAAGAUAUAUAUAUUGAUUAAUUUUAUUGCAAAUUGGUCUCUUUAAAACAUUCAUAAUUAGAUUAUGUAUCCCCGUCUCACAAUAAUUAUAUACGCAUGUUUCAGACAUCAAUCUCUAUUAUUGAAAGUUUCCUUGCGAAAUGCUGUUAAGGCACAGAGUUUAUUAUACAAACCAAUAAUAUAUAUCAUCGUCAAAUCAUUACUUCGUCGUGCAAAAGAUCCAUUUAACUUUCUAAUAAUAUUUUAUAAUUUUAUUUAAACUAAAUUUUAAAUUCUCUCGCAUCUCUGACAAUGAGAGAAUAAAGGAACUCAUCAACCUGCGAUGAAACCGAUCGAUAUUCACAAUCAUUCGGCGAAAUUCGGCUUCUCAAAUUUAUCUCAGAUACUAAUCGAUUCAACCAAGCGCUGCCGUUAUCACGGCAUAGAAUUAAAUACCGGGCUUAGAAAAUCCGGGUCGGGCUUUUACUGCGACAGGGAAAGGAGUGGGGCGCGGUGAAGGGGAGGGGGAGAGGGGGGGUUCGUGCAUCGAGGAACGGUUAUACGGUCGCGCCAGGAAACGGGCCAAUCGCGGACGAACGCGAAUCUACAAUUAAUAUGACAUUAGGGGGGACCUGGCCGCGGGGAAAGAAAUCUAAAAUGACACGAAAUUACACGCAGUCGCCGCGAACGACAGAAAAGGAACAGGGGGGGACAAGGAGGGGGCGGCUCAUUGAACGCGCGAGGAAGCGGUGGGGGGAAUAGAAAGAGAGAGGGAGGGCGUCUCAACUAUUCAAAUAAUCAGCGUUCUCGUGUGUCGGCGAAGCGAAACCGGCAUUUUGCCCGCCGCCGUUCUUCCUCUC
Messenger RNA from Cataglyphis hispanica, 5146 nucleotides. Its product is annotated as homeobox protein B-H2-like. The coding region runs from base 1461 to 3038 and encodes 525 amino acids. NCBI's taxonomy places the organism in Eukaryota, Metazoa, Arthropoda, Insecta, Hymenoptera, Formicidae. Gene Ontology annotation, biological process: animal organ development; regulation of transcription by RNA polymerase II. The transcript is spliced from 3 exons. Gene Ontology annotation, cellular component: nucleus. Gene Ontology annotation, molecular function: RNA polymerase II cis-regulatory region sequence-specific DNA binding; DNA-binding transcription factor activity, RNA polymerase II-specific. The record is from RefSeq and is a predicted model, not a curated record.